Staurois parvus is the source of this 320-nucleotide messenger RNA. Lineage: Eukaryota; Metazoa; Chordata; Amphibia; Anura; Ranidae. The record is from the annotation of a GenBank genome assembly.
AUGACAGCCGGGUGCCAAGUGCGCAUGCACAAGAAGCGGUGCUUUUUGUGAAUGGUAAGGUGGUACCUGGGACACAUGACAGAUCCCAGAAGCCGCCGGACCAAUCACAAAGCGCAAGUGCUUCUCGCUCUUGCGCACUGGGCACCCGGCUGUCAUGCCGAGCGCCAUUACAGAAGCCGGGAAGACAGCGCGCGGCUGGAUCGAGGAACAGGUAAAAUCAAACAAAAACUCUGCGGAAGUAAGAGUGGUUUAAAAUUUUGGCUCUUUGUGUCUAACUUGUUCGCCACCCCUGGUCUAUAGCAUGGCCACAGGUUCACUUC